AUGCAAAACGAUGAUGAUGACAACCAUCAAAAGCUAAUGAUGGAAAUAAACAUGGAUGCCAAAGAAUCACUUUUUCUGGAAUACUUGGAGUACACCAACAAUUAUAUAAAUGCUAUCCAUUCUGCCCCUUCCCUUAAUAUUCAAAGAGGUAUUGCAGUAUUCCCAUUUAUUUAUCCCGAAAGAUCAAAUGCCCAGACCAAAUGCCAACUAUCCAAGGCCGAUUAUUAG
Molecule: messenger RNA, 228 nt
Organism: Phycomyces blakesleeanus NRRL 1555(-)
Lineage: Eukaryota; Fungi; Mucoromycota; Mucoromycetes; Mucorales; Phycomycetaceae
Exons: 5
Coding region: 1-228 (75 amino acids)
Source: RefSeq, a predicted model, not a curated record